Diospyros lotus (date-plum) is the source of this 1958-nucleotide messenger RNA. RefSeq names its product growth-regulating factor 3-like. The record is from RefSeq and is a predicted model, not a curated record. The transcript has 5 exons. NCBI's taxonomy places the organism in Eukaryota, Viridiplantae, Streptophyta, Magnoliopsida, Ericales, Ebenaceae. The coding region runs from base 480 to 1742 and encodes 420 amino acids. Gene Ontology annotation, molecular function: ATP binding. Gene Ontology annotation, biological process: DNA-templated transcription; developmental process; regulation of DNA-templated transcription. Gene Ontology annotation, cellular component: nucleus.
AAAUAGAUUAACCCGUAAUCUAUAAAUUAGCUAGCUUCAGUUGAGUCUAUGGUUCUUCUGUGAACUGAGAAGUAUUGCAGGGAACUGAAAUAGAACUUGCCAUGUCAGGGUUGAUCAGAUCUCUCUCUCUCUUUCUUCGUUAGACAAACUGGAAAAUAAAUUAGUUUGUUUAAGUCAUAAUAACGAGUCUCACUCUCCUCCCUCUUGUUGGUGGUGUUGUGUUCCCAAAGCAGAGAGACAGACAGGCUGCAGUACCCUAUGCUUCUCCCACUGGUCACCAAGCAAACUCAGCAGGCUUUGCCUUUUGCAAAAAUGAAGGAUAUAAAAGAAGGAAGUCCUGCAAAAAGCUUUUGGAAACUUUCUCCACAUAUACAUACAUGAUGAAUACAUCCCCCCACUCACAGGCCUAAUUAAAAACCAACCACGCUUUCGAAAAACCACAUUUCUCUCUCUCUCUCUCUCUCUCUCUCUCUCUCUCCAUGGACUUCAAUCUGAAGCAAUGGAGAUACCAGCGGCAGCAGGAUGAGUCAGACCCGCAACCACAGCAACCCUCUGCAAAGUUACCAAGACUUCUCCUUCAACCUCAUCAGCAACAACAAUCGGACCCAUCACUUGUCUCUUCCACUGCCCUUCCUUUCUUUGUACCUGAACUCACCAGCACCAAACUCACCGACCUGUCAGCUCCAUUUCCACCUGAUCAUUCAACCACCACCAGGCUUCCCAAGAUGGGAGGAGGCUACUUCAGCUUGGCACAGUGGCAGGAGCUUGAGCUGCAGGCAUUGAUCUACAGGCAUAUGCUGGCUGGUGUUGCUGUUCCUCCUGAACUUCUUCACCUUGUGAAGAAAAGCCUUCUCAACACCUCUUCUCCUCUUUCUCCUUACUAUCUCCAUCCCCCUCUUCAACCCUACUCGCAUUGUCAUCCAGCUUUACUGCAAUCAGGGUAUUGGGGAAGAGCGGCCAUGGAUCCGGAGCCCGGCCGGUGCCGAAGAACAGACGGCAAGAAGUGGCGGUGUUCCAGGGAUGUGGUCGCCGGCCAGAAGUACUGCGAGCGCCACAUGCACCGUGGCCGGAACCGUUCAAGAAAGCCUGUGGAAAUCCCCACAUCCUCCACUGUUGGCGGCGGAGGUCUUGGUUUUGGCGGCGGCGGCGAUGGCGGAGUUCUUAAACCCAGUAUCCCCCUUUCUUCCCAUGCCCCGACAGGAAUGGCUACUGGGUCCCAUUUCAGUCUGUCUGGGCAUUCCCCUUCCAUUGAUCUUCUCCACCUCAAUCACAGACCCCAAGAAUCAAGAACCGAGAACAAGGGUUUAUUCGAAACCCAGAAUGACGUUGCCAGGGAUGGAAAAUCCGGCGACCGGGUGCUUCGCCAUUUCUUCGACGACUGGCCGAGAUCACUUGAGGAACAGGAACAGGACCAUGCCCAAAGCAAUGGAAGCCCAGUUGUUUCAUCCACCUGCCUCUCCAUGUCAACGCCGGGCAGUGCUCGUCCAACCUCCGACUUCUCGUUAAAACUGUCGACCGGCAAUGGAGCCGGCGAUCCGGGUGGCCUCCUAGAUGGGAGCAGCGAAAGAGCGCGCAUUCAGUUGAACUGGGCUGCGAGUUGGGGAACCAGCCAGGUAGCUCCCAUGGGAGGACCUCUGGCUGAAGCGUUGAGAUCAUCCUCAACCUCCAAUUCAUCGCCGACGAGCGUGCUGCAUCAGCUGCCUCGCAGCUUAACAUCGGAGACAAGUUAUGUCAGCACCUGAAUUUUGUUGAAUGUUUCGAACAGUUCUUCUUUUCGUUUUCUUCAGUUUGUUUCUGAUGGUGCUGUUGGAUUAUAUCAUGUGUUUAACUCGAUCAUCGGUGUCCUUGGGUAUUUGUCCUUUGUUGGGCUUUUGCUUUCGAUGUGAUUAUAAUGGAUGGAGUUGCAGAGGAGUGUUGGGUUAUCCGUAGUCUACUGGAAAGGAAUAUUACUACUUGGA